This is a messenger RNA of Rhodotorula graminis WP1, 474 nucleotides long. RefSeq lists its product as uncharacterized. The coding region runs from base 1 to 474 and encodes 157 amino acids. Gene Ontology annotation, molecular function: glutathione peroxidase activity. NCBI's taxonomy places the organism in Eukaryota, Fungi, Basidiomycota, Microbotryomycetes, Sporidiobolales, Sporidiobolaceae. The record is from RefSeq and is a predicted model, not a curated record. The transcript has 6 exons. Gene Ontology annotation, biological process: response to oxidative stress.
AUGUCGUCCGCCGCCUCCUUCUACGAGCUCGAGGCUGAGAAGCCCAAGGGCGACAAGAUCAAGUUCGAGGACUACAAGGGCAAGGCCGUCUUGAUCGUCAACACCGCCACCAAGUUCACCGGGCUCGAGGAGCUCUACCAGAAGUACAAGGACCAGGGUCUCGUCGUCCUCGGCUUCCCCUCGGACCAGUUCGGCCACCAGAACCCCGAGGACGACGAGGGCACCGAGAGCUUCUGCCAGCGCAACCACGGCGUGUCCUUCCCGCUCCUCAAGAAGUCGGACGUGAACGGGCCGGCGACCAACCCCGUCUUCCAGUUUCUCAAGCCUCGCGCCAAGGGUCUCCUCGGUGAGCGUAUCAACUGGAACUUUUCAAAGUUUCUCAUCUCAAAGAACGGCGAGGUCCUCCACCGCUACGCGCCAACGACCAAGCCCGACGCCAUCGCGAAGGACAUCGAGAAAGCGCUCGCCGCCUGA